Messenger RNA from Cyphellophora europaea CBS 101466, 1329 nucleotides. RefSeq lists its product as uncharacterized. Bases 1 to 1329 code for a protein of 442 amino acids. The record is from RefSeq and is a predicted model, not a curated record. NCBI's taxonomy places the organism in Eukaryota, Fungi, Ascomycota, Eurotiomycetes, Chaetothyriales, Cyphellophoraceae. The transcript has a single exon.
AUGCAUCGCCACUCGCAUUCACAUUCUCACUCCCAUACGCACGGCGGCGCAGACCACGAUGCUUCCCUUUAUCCUGCCCAGGAGGAAUAUAACCUCCUCGGGGCUCUUAUAUUCUUUGCUUAUAUCCUUGCUGCGCUCGUACUCACUUCGAUCAUUGGCUUUGACCUCCUGAAGCUCCCUCGCAAAGGCACCAAUGCCAAGACUCCAUCACCGGGCAGAUACCACUCCAUCAGGGUCACCUUCCUCGUUCUGACAGCGACCCUGUCCUUCGCAACGCUAUCUUUCCAAAUGCUAUCUGUCCUAAUCCAGUCUUACACCCGCUGGACAGUCACCCACGGCAGCGUCGACGCCAGCAUGCUCUAUACCGGCCUGUUUCCCGGCCCCACCAACCUCUACGACUACGCCCUCGCCCUCUCCCACUCCAUCUGGCAUUGGGCCACCACGUCCACGCUCUUCGGUGAUUUUGCGACCGCCAUCCUCGCCUCCCCGGCGCGCCGCAUCUGGACACGUGCCGUUCUGUACUACUCCCUCUGCGUCAACAUCUGGAUGAGCGACGCCGGCCACCAGCACCGCAUCCCACAUCUAUCGCUGUACUUCUUACUCGCACAGAUCCUGCCUGUUUCUUUCACGCAGCAGCUCUUCCUCCUGGCGCUGGAGCUUACGCGUCGCAAUGCCGUCCCAGGCCGGCAGCCAGACGUUCGUGCGCCUUCGCAGCGUCGGCCAGCGUACUUCUCCUAUCUCGCUCUGUUGGUAGCAUAUCUUCUUGCCGUCGACACCGCCGCCGCCACGAACGGCAGGGACAGUCAUCAGCUCCAUUUCCCUGCCGUGCUGCCUAUGGUCCUUUUCAUCCGUCUGCUGCUCUUCACGCCGCUCUUCAUUCCCACGCUUACGCACUGGAUGGCCGCACAGCAACAUCAGCGCUGGAUGCCUGCGCCGGUGACCACGCUAGUCUUCUUCUUCGUGAUUGGUUGGCAAUCUAAAACCGCGAAGGAUGUGCUGGGCUUGGGAUGGCGCCACGUCCUGGAGGCAGUGCAUGAAGACCCUGCGGUGCGCGCGCUCGGGUAUGACCUUGUUUUGGCGAUUGUGGGAGCUGCCGCUUGGUGGGUGCUCGAAUCCUUAGAAAAGAGCCCCGUGCAAGAUAUGGUGAAGGAGGGGGUGCAGGGCAAGGCAGCUAAGAGCGAAGGGGAGGUCCUGCAAGGAAAAGUAGACGAAAAGCUGCGGACGGAGGCCGAUGGAUGCACACACCCUCCACCGGGGACUGGAGAGGGAUUGCAAGGACAGCUCGAUAACGUACUGAGGGCGCGGGGACAGGCAUCUGGUAUUAAGUGA